AUUUUUCAUUAUUUAUAAAAAAUUUACUAUGCCAGUGGAACAAAUUGAUGAUCCAUCUGUGAAUAUUAAACCAACACGAAAACUUACUGAGUUUAUAAAGAAAAAAGUGAAUGGUCAAAAUAUUCCAGAGAAUAUCAAAUUAUUGAAAAAAUCUAAGAAUGUAGAUCUACUUAAAUUAAAAGAUAUUAAAUGGUUGAAUAAUUAUUUAAUAGAAUAUAGAAAGAAUUCCGACACAAAAAUAUAUUUGCAUGAACUAUUGCAAAAUAUAGAAUUAAAUCUACCAUCACCAAAGAUUACACCAAGAAGUCCUGAAUUAGAAGCAAGAAUACAAAAGCUAACAGCAGAACAAAAUACUAGAGAAUAUCGGGCCAUGACAAAGGAGAUUGAUCCUGGAAGAAAAAGAUUUCCUGAAGACACUAUUGCUUAUCAAAUGAAGGAAAUUAAUAAGCAACUGAUAGCUGUGGCUCAAUUUAUUUUUUCCGUGAUCGCAGCAUUUGCUUUUGGAUUUAUUGGUAUUGAAUUGAUUGUUGGAAAUCUUGAUUUCGGUUUUCGAUUAUUACUGGGUAUCAUAUGCGGUCUUAUAGUAGCUUUAGCUGAAAUAUAUUUCUUGGCAAAAAAAUUGAGCGAGGGUUAUGAUGAAGUAACACCACCACGACCACCAUUGAGCUCUAAAUUACAUCAAGAAUAAUUACUAUCUAAUAUUCUGGAAAUAAUUUAAUUUCUAUAAAAUAUUAUAGAUGUAAAUAUCAUGAAUAAAGCCAACUUCUUUAAUAAUUAA
This is a messenger RNA of Chelonus insularis, 778 nucleotides long. RefSeq names its product transmembrane protein 199. Lineage: Eukaryota; Metazoa; Arthropoda; Insecta; Hymenoptera; Braconidae. The transcript has 2 exons. The record is from RefSeq and is a predicted model, not a curated record. Gene Ontology annotation, cellular component: endomembrane system. Bases 29 to 688 code for a protein of 219 amino acids. Gene Ontology annotation, biological process: vacuolar proton-transporting V-type ATPase complex assembly.